Molecule: messenger RNA, 9794 nt
Organism: Cavia porcellus (domestic guinea pig)
Lineage: Eukaryota; Metazoa; Chordata; Mammalia; Rodentia; Caviidae
Gene: Ar
Product: androgen receptor
Exons: 9
Coding region: 454-3219 (921 amino acids)
Biological process (GO): male gonad development; positive regulation of transcription by RNA polymerase II; androgen receptor signaling pathway
Cellular component (GO): nucleus; chromatin
Molecular function (GO): zinc ion binding; nuclear receptor activity; estrogen response element binding
Source: RefSeq, a predicted model, not a curated record
GGCGGGACCGACUCGCAAACUGUUGCAUUUGCUCUCCACCUCCCUGCGCCUCCUCGGAGAUCCCAGGGAGCCAGACUGCUGGGAGAGCUGGAGGGUUCUGGAGCAAACCUGGAGACGGAGGAGGCGAGUGAGAGAAAAAGAUCAAAUUAGCCGCUCGGGUGUCGAACAGGAGCCAAAGGAACACACCGCGCCAGCCCUUGAUCGGCUCUGACUGCUGCCGACGCCUGUUGCAGCGCGGCGGCUUCGAAGCCGCCGCCCUGGAGCUGCCCUUUCCUUUUCGGUGAAGUUUCUAAAAGCUACUAGAGACUAGAAGGAAGCCAGGAAAGUGCCGGCUUUCUGCAGGUGGGCAGCUAGCUGCUGGCGACUGCAUCAUCACAGCCUGUUGAACUCUUCUGAUCAAAAAAGGGGAGAUAGGGAAGCGAAAUUAGAUCAAAGAUUCAGCCAACCUCCAGGAUGGAGGUGCAGUUAGGGCUGGGGAGGGUCUAUCCCCGGCCACCGUCCAAGACCUUUCGAGGAGCUUUCCAGAAUUUGUUCCAGAGCGUGCGCGAAGUGAUCCAGACCCCAGGGCCCCGGCACCCUGAGGCCGAUAACGCAAUACCUCCGAGCGCCCAUUUGCAGCAGCAGCAGACCAGCCCUCAGCAGCCGCAGCAGAGUGAGAAUGGCUCUCCCCAAGCUCACAUCAGAGGCCCCACAGGCUACCUGGCCCUGGAGGAGGAACGGCAGCCUGCACCACAGCAGUCGACCCCUGAGGGCCACCCUGAGAGGGGCUGCAUCUCAGAGCCUGGAACCUCUGUGCCUGCCAGCAAAGGGUUGCCGCAGCAGCCUCCAGUACCUCCGGACGAGGAUGACUCAGCUGCCCCAUCCACUUUGUCUCUGCUGGGCCCCACUUUCCCCAGUUUAAGCAGCUGUUCCGCCGACCUUAAAGACAUCCUGAGCGAAGCCGGCACCAUGCAGCUCCUUCAUCAUCAUCAGCAGCAGCAGUCUCAGACUCAGCCUCAGCCUCAGCAGCAGCAGCAGCAGCAGCAGCAGCAGCAGCAGCAGCAGAAACAGCAGCAGCAGCAGCAGCAGCAACAGCAGCAGCAGCAGCAGCAGCAGCAGCAACAGCAGCAGCUGGAAGUGGUAUCUGAAACCGGCAGCAGCGGGAGAGCCAGAGAGGCAGUUGGGGCUGCCACCUCUUCCAAGGACAGUUACCUAGGGGUCAAUUCGACCAUAUCUGACAGUGCCAAGGAGUUGUGUAAGGCAGUAUCUGUGUCCAUGGGCUUGGGUGUGGAGGCAUUGGACCAUCUGAGUCCUGGGGAACAGCUUCGGGGAGACUGUAUGUAUGCACCACUUUUGGGAGGUCCACCUCCUGUGCGACCCACUCACUGUGCUUCCUUGGUGGAAUGCAAAGGCUCUCUACUGAAUGACAGUCCAGACAAGGGCACUGAAGAGACUGUUGAAUAUUCCUCUUUCAAGGGAGGUUACUCCAAAAGUCUAGAAGGUGAAACCCUGGGCUGCUCUGGCAGCGGUGAUGCAGGGAGCUCUGGGACACUUGAACUGCCACCCACCUUGUCUCUCUACAAGUCUGGAGCCCUGGACGAGGCAGCAUCGUACCAGAAUCGCGACUACUACAACUUUCCGCUACCCCCUCCACCACCUCCCCAUCCGAACGCCCGCAUCAAACUGGAGAACCCGCUGGACUACAGCAGCGCCUGGUCAGCUGCAGCUGCGCAGUGCCGCUAUGGAGACCUGGCAAGCCUGCAUGGUGGGGGUGCCGCAGGACCCAGCUCCGGGUCACCCUCAGCCACUGCCUCAUCUUCAUGGCACACUCUUUUCACAACCGAAGAAGGCCAGUUGUACGGACCUUGUGGAGGGGGUGGCGGCGGCAGUACAAGCGAGACAGGGGCUGUAGCCCCCUAUGGUUACUCUCGACCACCUCAGGGGCUGGCGGGACAGGAAGGUGAUUUCCCUGCACCCGAUAUGUGGUACCCCGGUGGCAUGGCCGGUAGAGUGCCCUAUCCUAGUCCCAGUUGUGUCAAAAGCGAAAUAGGACCCUGGAUGGAGAGCUACUCCGGACCUUAUGGAGACGUGCGUUUGGAAAAUGCCAGGGACCAUGUUUUGCCCAUUGACUAUUACUUUCCACCCCAGAAGACCUGCCUGAUCUGUGGGGAUGAAGCAUCUGGGUGUCACUAUGGAGCCCUCACUUGUGGCAGCUGCAAGGUCUUCUUCAAAAGAGCUGCUGAAGGAAAACAGAAGUACCUGUGUGCCAGUAGAAAUGAUUGCACCAUUGAUAAAUUCCGAAGGAAAAAUUGUCCAUCUUGUCGUCUCCGGAAAUGCUAUGAAGCAGGGAUGACUCUGGGAGCCCGUAAGCUGAAGAAACUUGGAAAUUUAAAACUACAAGAAGAAGGAGAAGCUUCCAGCUCCAGCAGCCCCACUGAGGAGCCAUGCCAGAAAAUGACAGUAUCUCACAUGGAAGGCUAUGAGUGUCAGCCCAUCUUCCUGAAUGUCCUAGAAGCCAUUGAACCAGGUGUGGUGUGUGCUGGACAUGACAACAAUCAACCUGACUCCUUUGCAGCCUUGCUCUCGAGCCUCAAUGAACUGGGAGAAAGACAGCUUGUACAUGUGGUCAAGUGGGCCAAAGCCUUGCCUGGCUUCCGUAAUUUGCAUGUGGAUGACCAGAUGGCAGUCAUUCAGUACUCCUGGAUGGGACUCAUGGUGUUUGCCAUGGGUUGGCGGUCCUUCACCAAUGUCAAUUCCAGAAUGCUCUACUUUGCACCUGACCUGGUUUUCAAUGAGUACCGGAUGCACAAGUCCCGGAUGUACAGCCAGUGUGUCCGAAUGAGGCAUCUCUCUCAAGAGUUUGGAUGGCUCCAAAUCACACCCCAGGAAUUCCUGUGCAUGAAAGCAUUGCUACUCUUCAGCAUUAUUCCAGUGGAUGGGCUGAAAAAUCAAAAAUUCUUUGAUGAACUUCGAAUGAACUACAUCAAGGAACUUGAUCGUAUCAUUGCAUGCAAAAGAAAAAAUCCCACAUCCUGCUCAAGGCGCUUCUACCAGCUCACAAAGCUCCUGGACUCCGUGCAACCUAUUGCAAGAGAGCUGCAUCAGUUCACUUUUGACCUGCUAAUCAAGUCCCACAUGGUGAGCGUGGACUUCCCGGAAAUGAUGGCAGAAAUCAUCUCUGUGCAAGUGCCCAAGAUCCUUUCUGGGAAAGUCAAGCCCAUCUAUUUCCAUACACAGUAACGCUUUGGAAGUCUUCAUUUCCCUAGGCCAUCCUUCCUGCUUUUCAGAUGUCUUCUGCCUAUUAUAACUCUGCACUACUUCUCUGCAGUGCCUUGAGGAAUUUCCUCUAUUGAUGUACAGUCUGUCAUGAACAUGUUCCUGAAUUCUAUUUGUUGGACUUUUUUUCUCUUUUCCUUUUUUCUUUUUCUUCUUCUCUUCCUAACUUCUCUCCAUAACUCAGCUUCAGACUCUGCUCUCUGCUGUGGCUCCUAUCUGUUUUGAGCGGUGGUGUACUUCUUUAAAUCUGUGAUAAUCUUCUUGUGGCCCAGUGUCAAGUUGUGCUUGUUUACAGCACUCCACUGUGUGCCAGCCACACUAACAUUUACUUACUUACCUUAUGCCAUGGGAAGUUUAAAGAGCUAAAAGUAUCUGGGGAAAGCAAAAACAAACAAAAGGCACAAAAACCAAAAAAGUAAAAAGCUUGCUAAGGCUUUUUAUAAAUAAACAAAUAACUGAUAGAAAUCCCCAAAGAAGCCAGCAGUGACUAGAAGAAAAUGAAAAUUUCAGGCCCAUGAGGAGUCACUGUUUUUUUUCAUCCCCUCACUUUCUAGGAAUCUUUAUUUUUGCAAAGACUAUAGCCAUUGGAUAACAGGGCAACCCCAGAGCUGAGAUGGGAAGACUGAAAGAGGAGAUGAUAAGGAUGGCAGAUGAAUCACCAGUUCUUGCCCACAGGCUUGGCUCCUGAGAGCUACACUGCUCAACUAUAGUACAAUUCAUUGAGCUGAAAAUGUGUUUCUUGUUUGAAAAUUUGUCUGCAUGUAAGUGCCUCCCCUCUCAAGACCUGUUCUUUCUCAAUCUCUGCCUACAUCCUCAAAUUUACUUUCAGUAGCUUUCUGAGACCUCUGAGCUGAAUAUUCUCUUUAGCCAAAACUUGGCCACUUGCACUGAAGGUACAGAUCAGGGAGACAAAGGAGAAGAGAGAUCUGACACUUUGGAAGGCUCCAUUAAGAUCUAGUCUAGUUUCUCACAUGCAAUCCAGGAGGAUCUGGAGAUAUACUCAACAGAUAGAGAUGAUGGCUUGGAUGUUCUCAUACUUAGGACAAUGAACAAUUGAUUUCUUAAUACCACCACCUUCUUAUAAUCUUUUUAAAAAAAUUAUAUAUUCCCUCUGGCCAUCAGCUUCUUCCACCCUCCCUUCAUUGUUUUGUGGGUCACACUACAUUUCAGACAUGAUGAUAAAGCUUGUUCACUUCUUUAGGCAUGUUCACAAACUCUCUGCUAAAAUUCCCCCUACUAUGCAGGUUAGCAGGCCAGGAGUCCUGACGUCUAUCUCUAGAUUCCAGUAGUCUCAAAACUUUCUUUCCAAAUGUAUCUCCUCAAUAGUCAGAUCUCUGGAGCCCUUAGGCAAACUGGAAAGAGGGCAUCAAAGGAAUCAGACAAACUGGGCAUCUGGCCCUUAACCCUCAAAGAUGAAACCCUCUCAUCAAGUGGAUAAAUGCUCACUCCCUUCUCCAAAGCAGCUAAAGCAGCUACCCAGAUUAGGGUGGAAAAGAAAACUCAGUAAUCAGGAUUGGAAGAAUGAUGACCCUACAAACAGAAACCCUGAAAUGCUCUCCUUACCAUCCAGCAUGUCCACUUGCAGAAGUCAUGAGAAGAGAGAAAGAACCAAGAGGAGACUCGUUUAACUGUUAGUCAUCAGAGGCAAAACCUAAAGCCAGGUGGACAUCAGCUGGCUAGAUGGUUACCAAUUUACUCAUCCUCCUCUUCUGCUGAUUCUGGGCUCUGACACUGGCCAUUCUCACAUAGCUUUCCCAUGCUUGUUGCUGCCUGUCACUCAGAGGAGUGAUGGAUUUUCCAUAGAACCAUGGCUUCCUUUGGAACUGACUGGCUGGUGUGACUGAUUUGCUACCACCCAUAAACUCAGGGUAUGCCCCUGGGUCAUUGAUUUGAUAUAAUCCUUUCGCACACAAAUGUUCUAUGGAUUUUGUUUCCCAGUCCCAGGCGCAAGGUAGACUGUUCAUGCAUUUCCUUAUCUUGGGCACUGCCUCUUCCUUUAGUCCUUAACUCCAUUUGUUAAACUCAAUAAAUCAUGAGCCAGUCACCAACUUGCUCAUUUCAGCUGGUUUGCUCUGCUUGUUGAGAAGAUAGUUUCUGAGUGACAUGAUAUGAUCAACAUGGGUUUCCUUCCCUGGUUUCUGUGUUGAUAUUAAUAGCCAAAUGAACUUGCAAAACAGCUUCUUUAAAUAACAAGGGAGACGGGAAACUAAAAUGGGUGAUAUGCCAAUCCAAGACUCCUGAACAAAACUGAAGUUCAUGGAAACUCUUAUUUCCUUUCUGGGACAGGACAGAGUUUGAUUUUCUUUGUGAUGGAAUCAUCUUGCUUUAUUACAGAAUUACUUUAGCUGCCUUAAACUGAAAAAAAAUCACCACAUUUCAAUUAAACAAAUUGCAUUUUAAUAGUUUAUAUCUGUUUUGAAACAAUUUUCGUCUUGUGGCACAUGGGUUCGAUUAUCAUUCUAAUAGCUUUCCUUGUAAAUACUAGGGGCUCUUCAUUUUGCUAUCAAACUUUUUUUAUCUUUAUUGAUUUCUGAAUUGCAAUUCUUGCCUUAUAUAUAUAUAUAUAUAUAUAUAUAUAUAUAUAUAUAUAUACAUAUAUAUAUGUGUGUGUGUGUGUGUGUGUGUGUGUGUGUGUGUUUUUCAUUUGCAAAAGCCAAAAAUUGGUGAAACAACAGUGUAAUUAAAAGCAGCAACAACUGGAUCACUCCAAAUUUCUAAGUUGCAGAACUAGAGAAAAACAGUCUAAAUAGGGCUGUAGAUCUACUGCUUUUGCCCUAGGAUUUUGAUUGAGCAAAGAAGGAUUUUUUUCCACAGGUGAAAGGACGGUGAUUUUUUUUUUCUUUUGGCCAUUGAUGUUUCAGCCAGUACACUUGACAGAAGUCUCAUUUUGGCUUGUACUCUGCUGUACAAACAGAGUUGAUUUGUAAUAUACUAUACUUAGAUGUGAAAGACUGACAACCCAGACUGACUCACCUGGUGAGGUGGAUGAUGAAGAUCACUCACUGGACAAGUCAAGAGGACCGUCUCCAAAGAGAUCUGCAGUGCUGAGUGGGAAUGGAGAGUAAGAAAGAGAAAAAAAGGAGCAACAUGAAGAAGAUCCUAUCUGGGCAGCAGACAGCUGCAAAAGUCAUGGACUCUGGUCAAAGCAAAGAGUUGAGUCAUAUGUUUCAGCUCUAUUCCUUGAUCAGCUCACUGCAUUUCACUUCUGAACUAGGGUGGGGUUACAUUCUUUGUUUUACAGAUUUUCUAUGCUACAGGCAAUAUUGCUUUUAUUGGAAAUUCAUUUUCUUGAAUAACCUUAAAAUGCGAAAGGAAUUGUUUGAAUCUAUCAUAUCUUUGAAAAAAUCAAUAAUAUGUAUAUUUUUAUGUAUGUUCACUGGCAAUUAAAAAAAAGAGCUUUGCUCCGUCCUCUGUCCUUUGGGUAGUUGCAGAGGUCAGUUUUCCAGGUUGACAAUUAAUGUUCUGAUACCUGAGUCCCUCUCUGUUCAUAUUCCAUUUCUAAAUAUAUGUAGGUAUAUAUAUGAAAAUGUAUUGGACUUGUAUUUUAAAAUUUGUCCACCAUUUGAGAUUCAAAUAGCUUCCAAAUAUUUGUUACAUUAGGCAAACACAUAUGUGGCCUUUUCCCUUUCUCUGCCUUUAUAUGAAGGAGGGCACGAAGGCCCAAGCAACCCUGCCCUACCCCUUCCCAGCUCUAUACCAGCACUGCAAUUCAGGAGACUCUCCAGAUAGCUCGAUAGCUUCCCUGCAUGACCCCUACAAAGUUCUUGAAAAACAAGGGGCUGCCUACUGAUUACCCUAUGCUAGCUGCCCAGGUGAGAGGGCAGCUGGCCAAGGACAUGAUUUUUAUGCUUGACCCUUGGUGGGAGGUCAUAGGAAACAGGAAUGCUAAAGCAGGAGAUCAAAUCCAGAUUUAAAGUCAAAAGAAGCCAUUUAGCAAUGUGAAAUUUCUUGGAAAAGGAAGUUUCUAGUGCUACUGCCUUUGUAGGCAGAUCUGUUCUCACCACUGAUCUCUGAAAAUCUUUGAAAAUAUUUUUUAAGGACAGACAGAGAGAUGAAAGUAUCACAGUAUGUAACCAAAGAUUAAAUUGUAUCUAAGAUACCAAAAUUUUUCAGGGCAGGGAGGGAGUAAACAUUAGUGCCUGUUUGGUAAGCUUUCCAAAGGCAGACUAAAGAACUUUGCUGGUGACUGAAUUUUAAGAGUUUUAUGGGAUUUUCCAACUUCACAAUAUUCAGAUUUGAAAGAAUUGAAGAUAAUUUGGAAAAUGGGAUUAUGUGUCCUUCACUAAGUGAUUUUAUAAGUAGAUCUAGAUUUUCUUUACUCUAGGUAGUUGCUGAACAAAUUUUUGAAGCUCCAUCACUGUGUGGUUGGAAAUGGAGCUGGUCUUGGCCACUGUGUUUCCUAGUGCUCAUCUAAAGAUGUGAAACUUUUGCUGACAAGAGGGGCAUUUAAAGGAUUAGAUUUUUCACUAGAAGGACAACAGACAGAAACUCUUAUUUCUGCCCAGUUUGGACAGCACAGAAAGUUCUCUGCAGUUUGAGGCAGAAGGUUGAAAUAUAUUGUAAAUGAGUACCUGUAUCCAUGUUUUAAAAACAGAAUUAUAGAUGAUAGAUAGAUAGAUAUAAUGUGUUCUAAAGCUUUAUCUUUCUCUGCACCUUUAUAUUUGGUUCCAGGUCAUAUCUGAUGCCUUGUACUUAUAAGAGAGGCUGCAGUUACAUUUUGGAAACUCUCUCAGAAUGGACAAGACACCUGGAUUGAUCAGAUAACAGAUAUUUCUAACCCUCUUUGGCCUAAUGCAAGGCCUUACAAAGGGGUAGGAGGGGGGAAAUGGUAGGGUACAUGAUGUAUUGCACUUUACUAGUCUAAGACACAUGAAUGUGGAAAGGGUGAUGACUCUUUAACUGGCUGGAAUUCACCACAAGGAAAAGCCAGACUUGGGGACAAAAGCCCACCCAACUCAUUGGCCAAUGUCCUUUUAGUGGGACCUGAGCUAUUAGGAGAAGAAAGCAUAUUUUUUGGUCUUCACCAUUCUUGUGAGAGAAGGGUAGUUGCCUGCACUUGGGAACCUGGAGCAAGUGCUCCAUCUUUCACACCAGUUCUUUCCCCUGUGAUUGAGGUGCUCUUGCUACUGGGUGUCUAUAUGCUUUACUUCUGGUUUUGGAUAUGUUUUGUAAAGAUUUGAACAUUGAAAAUGUAUUUUUCUCUGUUAAAACUUAUCAGUGUACUAGAAGUUGUAUCUUGGUAGGUACAGGUCCACCUCUGCCCAAGGGUAGAGAUUAUUUCUCUUCAGUAAAGAGUUUGACACUGGGGUCUAUUGCCCAGGGCCUCCCAAAUCUCAACCAUUUCUAGGUGAAGGCAGAAAAAUCCACAUUACUACUCACUUUUCCUCAAACACUUAUGGUAAGAUAACAAAUCACUUAAUUCCCCUGUCACUCAAGUGAGGGAUAAAUAUUUGAAUCUAGCAGGUAAAAUUUUACAGUAUAAAACAAGUUUUGAUCCAGCUUUAGUUUUAUUCCACUCAAUUUGGCCUGAAAGUAGCUAAUGUGUUUGUUUUCCAGGCCUAAUUUAUUAUAGCAAGGAUCCAGUUUUCUUCCCUCUCCCCAUUUAUCUCCUAAUCUUUUGUGGAAUCAAAUAAAAAUCUGUGGAAUGGGCAACCAUGUGGCCUGCAAAAGUUCCCACAUAAGCUAUUCAACAAAACUAUCAUGUAGCUGCAGUUUCCAUUGGCUACCAAAGACUGGAACACACAUGGGUACUCGAAAGGAUAGAAAUUGCUACUUCUCCAGUGGCACCCUCCUUGUCUGACUGCUUACGCACAAAUUUGAGUUUCUGUACCCUUCUUAAUGAACAAGACUGGCUUGCAGUCUCAACCUCAGUCCUCAGUAUAACUAUCCUACAGUGAAGUGCUUAGGUGGGUUCUGAGAGCAGUCGCAAUUAGGAUGAUUCCAGCCAAAAAUAAGUACCGAAAAGUCCCUUCACCACUUAAUAACACCUUUCUGCUUUCCCUUAUACUGGACAUUGAUUUGGGAGUGCCUUGGAUAUAACAUUCUUGUGCUGUCCUUGAGAUUAAUUUAGCAGUGGGCAGGAGAAGAUUAUGUAAAAAGAGAUAAGAAUAAAUAUUUUGAUGUUGAAAGAAAAACCAUUAUUCAAAAACUUUUUGAAACAAUUUUGCUUGAAACUUCUUUCGAUGGGGCUUCAGUUCUCACAGUGGCUUUUGGCCUCCACUGGGCAGCAGGAUUAGCCCCAACACUAGUAUUCUGUGCUCUUUUUGUAAUCUUGAAAUAUUUUGUUGCUCUGAAUAUAAUUAAAAUGGCAGAAACUUGUUUGUUGGAAUACAUGUGUGAAUUUGGGUUUGUCUCUGCCUCUGCUUUCAGAAAUAUCCUUUGUGUGAAAUACUGGCUUGCUGAUAUGCCAACUAAAACUUGGCCACAGCCCCUGUUGUGGCUGCGGGCUCAAGUUAUUGUUAACAGAGACCUAAGAAAAGCUGCUAAUGUCCUCUUAUCAUUGUUAAUUUGUUAACACAUAAAACAUCUGCAAUUUCAGA